AUGACUUUAUACCCGACUUACUUCUCAUUAUUCACGUGUUUAAUAUUAUCAUUCUUUUCAUUUGCACAAGACAGUCCAUCAAAUAACCAACCAAUUUUAAUUGAUGAAAAUGAAACAGAAGAAGUGAUCACUCCAAUAUGUACGAGUGAUUUUGUAGCAGCUAAUAUGAACGCUGUUGGACUAACCUAUGAAAUUACUUCUGACUGUUAUUCACUAAUACCCAAGUACAAACAGACAGUGAAAGGGUACAACCUUCACUCUGAAUGUUAUGUCCAAGACAAAUUUCUAUUAGUAGCAAAAAAUGGUCACAACGUUUCUCGGUGUGGGCAAUGGCUCGAAAUUAAUGGUUCCAAUUUAGACACGCCAGUAUUGUGUAUGGUAGCGGGUUCCUUCCACCCCAAAUUAUAUGGAGAAGAGAUCACAAGUUAUGUCACUACAUACAUUGGCUUUCAAGAACACCUUUUCCACUUACUGACUGCUGGUUUUGCAUAUGAAGGUGACAACUUUGUGCAAGUGACUGUUGCUGAAACUGAUUUCGACAUACAGAAAAGUCCGACCCUUUGGGUUCUUGAUAACAAAGAUGAUAUGGCCAAGAUACAAAUAGUCGACUGUAAUAGACCACAUGAAUUUAUUGAGUUUAAUAACACGCAGUAUCGCAAAGACAAAAAUGAUAUAUACAGAUUGCCAAUUACAAGUGGACGUUCUUCACUCAAUUUGGUUUCCUUUUUAAACGAGAAAAUUAAAUUUGAAAAUGUAACUUUAAGCCAAAUAGGCAGUUUUCCUGCAUCUUCAAAAUUUGUGUCGAAGAAAAUAAAGCACUGCGAGUACUUAGGAGAGUCCCAAAUCUUUUCAGAGAACGAAACAAGAGUGCAACAAUUGAUGAAUUGGUACUACUAUAAGAAUUAUCAAGAUAAAAAUGGUGUAUAUUACACUGAUAAAAUAGACAGUAUUAAACCCGUCAUUGAAACAACAGAAGUUAACAAUUACUUAACAUUUCUUAUGGGAUAUGCAGUGCCAGAAAUGAUGGAACAAGAAUAUAAAGAAUUUGUCUUGACUUUUAAAGUCAAUUUUAAUAUGAGAAUAGUCAAUGUGGCGAUAUCAAUAUCAAAGAAAAUUAGAGAGCAAGAUGUGAAGGGUUCUUUAACCUUAGUACGAAGCGGACUUAAAUUUGAUUACUACCAAAAUGGAGACAUUGUCAAAUUAAAAGCAAGAUUUGAUAACACACAACACGAAUUCGUGAAUUGUAUGUCAAUUACUUAUUUGAGUAAAAUUGGUGAUAGAGUCGAGUUAAUUAAUGGUGAGAUGAUUAGAGUUGAAAAGACAAGUAAUAUUAAAAAUUGCAAUUCCACUGUUUUUGACUGUUUAAAUACAGAGUGCACCGUCGAUGGAAACUCAAUUGAUGUUGGCGAAAGAAUAUGGGAAGUUGGGUGUGAACCGACGUGUGGUAAUUGUAGAGAUGGAUUUGUAUGUACAACAAUGGGAAAAUGUGUUGAACAAGAAAAUGAUAAUAUGAGAAGUGAUAGUGAACACUUUAUGAUGAUAGUAGUUGGUAUAAUUAUAUUAACUUUGUUGUAA
Molecule: messenger RNA, 1575 nt
Organism: Entamoeba invadens IP1
Lineage: Eukaryota; Evosea; Mastigamoebida; Endamoebidae
Exons: 1
Coding region: 1-1575 (524 amino acids)
Source: RefSeq, a predicted model, not a curated record